Messenger RNA from Trichosporon asahii var. asahii CBS 2479, 1344 nucleotides. RefSeq lists its product as uncharacterized. Gene Ontology annotation, molecular function: hydrolase activity. The record is from RefSeq and is a predicted model, not a curated record. Lineage: Eukaryota; Fungi; Basidiomycota; Tremellomycetes; Trichosporonales; Trichosporonaceae. The transcript is spliced from 6 exons. Bases 1 to 1344 code for a protein of 447 amino acids.
AUGGAGACCUUCCUCAACAUUGCGAAUGAUCACACAUGUGCAUCCCUGCAGAAGUUUGGAGCGACUCGCACGCCCGCACCCCCAUGGGUUGCGAUUCACAGGCUCCUCAUUCCACAACAGAGCCUGAGCCAGUCGGCCGACUUCUUGAUCAAAGCCUUUGGCGGUGAGGAAAUGGCGUACAAGAUUGCUGGAGGUUCCAAGUGGUGGCAAGUGCGAGCUGGCCACGGCGUGGAAGCCGAGUGGAUCGUCAUGAAGGAAGAGCACAGGCGAUCCGAGAGGGAGGAGAAGCGGCACAAGCACCAGAUGCGCCAGGAGUCCAAGAGAAGCGCUUCCCCUAAGAAGCGGGCUGAGAAUGAAGCGCCAGCCCUGCCCGAGGACGUGGAUGAGCUCGAUUCCGGCUUGAGUUCAGGAGGUGACCCUACACUGACGAUAGUUCACGGCGGAGCUUACUACUGGGGGUCAAUCAACACCCAUCGCUACACCAUCUGGCGCUUUGCGCGGAAAAUGCACGGCCGAUGUUUCGCAGUCAAUUACCGAAAAGCGCCACAGUAUCCGUUCCCAUGUGCUAUCCAGGACAUUCUCGCGGCCUACUUGUAUCUGGUGAACCCGCCCAAGGAUGCUCCUCACCGCCCAGUCGACCCAAAAGAGAUCAUCAUUGCUGGUGACUCGGCGGGCGGUGGUCUGACCUGGGCACUGCUUCAGAUCCUCCGCGAUACGCCGGGUCUGGAGCUGCCGGCGGGAGCAGUGUUGAUCAGUCCCGAUGUGAUCCCUGCCUACAGUUUCAUUCACAAACCGUCUUCACUGUGGCCUCCACCUCCGACUCAGCUCACGGCGGAGAUGCAGAACAACAUCUCAAUCAGGGUGAAGGAGGCAGUACACAAGAUGCGGCACCCGCACGCAGAGCAUGACAGCGGAAGUGACAGCGGUCUUUUCAGUACCACCAAGAAAGUGCGAAGGCAGUCAAUUCACACCAGCGAUCCCGACGCCAGUGGAAGGUUGCACGACCUGUUUGCGGAAAAGGAGAAGGAGAAGAAGAGCGGAAAGGCCAACGACAAGGGACCGCACAACCAGAUGUGCGUCAAUCCCAGCGAGAACUUUUGGCACCUCGAGCCGCGGAGCAUGGGUGCGGAGAACUCGACGCUCGCACAGGUCGGCCGCGGCAUCCAGAUGGACGUGUACAAGGAGCCGGUUGUCGUCGACACCCAGAUCCAGCUGUACUGCACGAAUGGACAGCUAUGCCAUCCUUGGAUCAGCCCUAUCCUUGGGUACCUGGGCGGACUGCCACCGCUCUACAUUCUUGCCGGGGACGAUGAAGUGCUCCGCGACGAGAUCAUUUACUCGUAA